Tremella mesenterica DSM 1558 is the source of this 2643-nucleotide messenger RNA. RefSeq lists its product as uncharacterized. The record is from RefSeq and is a predicted model, not a curated record. The coding region runs from base 288 to 2525 and encodes 745 amino acids. NCBI's taxonomy places the organism in Eukaryota, Fungi, Basidiomycota, Tremellomycetes, Tremellales, Tremellaceae. Gene Ontology annotation, molecular function: FMN binding; NADPH-hemoprotein reductase activity; flavin adenine dinucleotide binding. The transcript is spliced from 4 exons. Gene Ontology annotation, cellular component: cytosol.
CUUCAUUCUUCCCUCUUAUCAAUCCACUUGACGGAACUCGGUCAGGCGUAGACGUAGAUAUCGGAGCUAGUCGAUAUUUUAACAUCGGCCGAUCUGCAAAUUCCACCCUUUCCUCUAGCGACAUAUCUCCUCGCUUCGUUAUUCGUAAGAUCCAUACGAGGCGACGUCUUUCAGUAUCUCGCAAGACAUAAGACAAGACAACUCCACCGAUCCCAUCAUCUCUUCAGGAACAACACAAGUAAAAUCAACUGGCUGAGGUAUAGUUGUCACUCGAGAUUUUCAACAAGAUGCCUUCUCCAAUUGAUAUAGUCAUACUUCUUCUAACCAUCAUACUCCCUCUUGGAUGGUACUUUCGUAAUUCCUUACCAUUGAUAGGUACCAAGAGACCCCCGACUCAGGUAAAGACGAAGGUGGAGGAAGAUGGUGAUCCUAGAGAUUUCGUUAGUAAGAUGGAGAGGACUGGAAAACGUCUCGUCAUGUUUUACGGAUCUCAGACCGGUACUGCCGAAGAAUACACUAUCCGUCUUGCCAAAGAAGCCAAGACACGAUUCGGUCUUUCAUCUCUCGUAUGUGAUCCAGAAGAAUACGACUUUACCAAUCUCGACACCAUUCCCUCCACUCAUGCCGUCUUCUUCGUCGUAGCCACCUAUGGAGAGGGCGAUCCUACCGAUAAUGCACAACCACUCAUGGACUUCCUGCUUGACCCCUCUGUGGAGUUCAGCAAUGGCUCCACUCUCGAAAACCUCCGCUAUGUCAUCUUUGGUCUUGGUAACAAAACCUACGCUUAUUACAAUGAAAUCGCACGUAAGUUGGACAAACGUCUGGAAGAACUGGGAGCGAAACGUAUUGGUGAACGCGGUGAAGGAGAUGAUGAUAAAAGCAUGGAAGAAGAUUAUUUAGCAUGGAAAGACCCUCUUUGGGAAAGUUUUUCCACCGAAUUAGGGAUUGAAGAAGGUGGUGCAGGUGACGUUGCGGAUUUCGUUGUCACUGAAAUCGAAUCUCAUCCACCUGAUAAAGUUUACCAUGGAGAAUUGAGUCCUAGAGCUUUGUUAGCUACAGCUAGUGGAAAUACGACACCUAUAGGAUCAUAUGAUUCGAAAAACCCUUAUCCCGCACCUGUUCUAGCUAGUAAAGAAUUAUUCGCCAUGGGAGGAGAAAGGAAUUGCGUUCAUAUGGAAUUCGACAUUACCGGUUCUGGUUUGACUUAUCAACAUGGUGAUCAUGUUGGUAUUUGGCCAAGUAAUCCUGAUUUAGAAGUCGAUCGAAUGCUCAGUGUAUUGGGUUUAAAAGAAAAACAUGAUAAAGUCGUUUCUAUCGAAAGUUUAGAUCCGGCAUUAGCAAAAGUUCCAUUCCCUACUCCAGCGACAUACGAAGCCAUAUUUCGACAUUAUUUAGAUAUAUCAGCUAUAGCAUCUCGUCAAACUUUAGCAUUUUUAUCACGUUAUGCUCCUACGGAUAUCGCUAGAGAAAGAUUAACAAGAUGGGGAACGAACAAAGAAGUUUAUCAUGAAGAAAUAGAUGGACCUUCUCUAAAACUUGCAGAAGUAUUACAAGUCGCUGUUGGUGAUUCUUUACAAGAACCUUUUGACUCUGUUACCAUUUGGCCAAUUCCUUUCGAUAGGAUAGUAUCAGUUAUACCAAGAUUACAACCUCGAUAUUAUUCAAUUUCUUCUUCAUCUAAACUACAUCCUUCUUCAAUACACGUAACUGCCGUUGUAUUGAAAUAUCAAUCACAACCUUCUCAUGCUCAUAGACAUGAACCUAGAUGGGUUUAUGGAGUUUCAACAAAUUUCAUAUUAAACUUGAAAAACGCUUCUGGAACAAAUACACCUAUAUCAACUUCAUCCACCAUCAUACCUGAUCACAACAAUAAUUUCGAUUCAUAUAAACUAGAACCUCAAGCGGUAACAAUGCUAAAAACUCCUUCUUAUAAAUUAUCAGGACCAAGAGGUCAUUAUGUCCGACAAAACGUUUAUAGAGUUCCUAUUCAUGUUAGGAGAAGUACUUUCAGAUUACCUACAAGUCCAAAAGUCCCAGUCAUCAUGAUCGGUCCUGGAACGGGUGUGGCACCUUUUAGAGGUUUCGUACAAGAACGUGUGGCAUUAGCAAGGAAAGCGAAAGAAAAGAAUGGUGAGAAUGCUUUGAAUGAUUGGGCACCGAUUUAUUUGUUUUAUGGAUGUAGGAGGGGAGAUCAAGAUUUUUUGUAUAAGGAUGAAUGGCCGGAAUAUGAGGGAGAGUUGGGUGGGAAAUUUAAGAUGAAAGUGGCUUUUUCUAGAGAAGGUCCAACCAAAACAUACGUCCAAGAUCUUCUAUGGGAAUUGAGAACAGAAAUCGCCCCUCUCAUAUUAGAGAAACGGGCUUAUGUCUACAUCUGCGGAGAUGCAAAGAGUAUGGCUAAAUCGGUGGAAGAGAGAUUGAUCAAGAUGUUAGGUGAGGCGAAAGGAGGGACGGCCGAGGUGGAAGGGGUCAAAGAGUUGAAGUUGUUGAAAGAGAGGAAUCGCCUCAUGACGGACGUAUGGAGCUAAUUGUUCGUUGUUCUUGGUUGGUGGGAUCACGCGGGUAACGGGUGACCGACUGUCGACCUGGGUGCGAUUGACCAAGGUAGCAUAGCAUGGGAUUUGAUUGCAUAUGGCUGUCUUUGUC